Messenger RNA from Mycetomoellerius zeteki, 8043 nucleotides. RefSeq names its product mucin-5AC. Lineage: Eukaryota; Metazoa; Arthropoda; Insecta; Hymenoptera; Formicidae. Gene Ontology annotation, cellular component: nucleus. Gene Ontology annotation, molecular function: protein binding; transcription corepressor activity. Gene Ontology annotation, biological process: negative regulation of transcription by RNA polymerase II. The record is from RefSeq and is a predicted model, not a curated record.
AUGGAUGUGAGCUUCACGAACGUGUUAGAGGGGGCUCGCCAGUACUUCCAGGGACUGCCCGUACCGAGUACAGGUAGUGGCGCGGCCACGUCAGUGGAUCAUAAUCUCCACUCGACAUCCUCCACGAAUCCGGCCUCGUCCACGUCGGCGACAACGCAUGAUCAUGAUGCACCGUCGCAGCCGACACAAUCAACCCAGUCAAUUUCGACUUCCGCCAAUAGUAGCAGCAGCAGCAGCAAUAGCAAUGCCCAGGAGUCGAAUCGUUAUUCCGCCGACGUUAGACCUUCAUCGUCCGUGGAGAGUAGCAAUGCGACUGCCGGAUCUAGCUUCUGGAAUCCACACGUGGAGCCAUAUGCGCCGCAACCCACCAGGGUCGAAGUCCCGGAUACAAGGCCAGGCGACGAAGGCUCCGCCAUGGAGCCCAGCUCCUCCUCGGGCACUGUCACUUUAACCGAGAUGCAGCCUUCAAAUUAUCAAUUCUCCUCUUCCUCCUCCUCCGUUGCCGCAUCAUCGUCGAAUUUUUCGCAGAGACCGCCACUAACGUCAUCAUCGUCGUCGACCACCUCGUCCUCCAGCGAUCACAAUCAUCACCAUCACCAAUCUCAUCUUUCAACGUUGAACUCGUCAUCACAUUUGCAUCAGAUGCAACCGCCUCAACCGCUACAUUCCCCUGGACCAGUGUACCAGCAACUCAGUAAUGUCAGCAGGACGUCCUUUAGUGCGGCAGAGAUGCUCGCCUCUUCCUCAUCGCACUCUGCUUCAACCUAUCAGGCCGCCAAUAACGAUAGGCAAUCGCAGCCGAUCGUUGCGCAGAGGACUCAGUACUACCCACGCUACCAUCACCCAGAUAUCACGAAAUGCGCACCGGCCCCGUAUUCGCAGAGUUCCAUUUAUCAGUCCGCCAAUGUAGCGCAGCCCCCGAGUAUGGUUCAGCAACCGAGCACGAGACCGACGCCAAUAGAACAGAAUAAUACGACGGCAUCAUCCAACGUCAUUACUCAAGGACAUUGUCCGCCGGAACAGCAACGAAUACCUGGUACUUAUGGCAACAAUAUGCCACUCGCUCAGAGUUCUCUCAAUGGAUCCUCGGUAUAUGGACCUGGUUCCUCCUCUUCAUCCUCUCAGAGUUACACGAACCGUUCCACGAAUCAGUAUCAGCAGCAGGCCCAUCGUCUGACCGCUUCCACUUCGAGCGCCAACGACAGGUCUCAUAGCUCGGACGGGUUGCACUCUUCCACCGCCGCUUGUUCUUCAUCGUCACAGGCGGUCAGUCCGCGUCAGCCUGGACCAGGAAGUUCCUCCUCUAAUCACAUUCCUUUGCAAUCGCAGUCACAGAAUCUUCCGGGUCACAUUCCUUCACCGCAUCUGCCAUCCGCUGCCACCUCGGUACACUAUCAUCAGCAACAGCAGCAACAGCAACAGCAGCAGCAGCAGCAACAGCAACAACAUCAUCAACAAUCGUCUCUACAACAGCAGCAGCAACAGCAUCCUAGUCGUAUAAAUGCAUCGCCACACUCGCACGGUUCCGCGUAUGGAGGCCGCAUAGUGCCGCUGCCACCGCACGGCGUUCCAUCGUCAUCCUCCUCUGUCGCCAUGGCGGCGAAUCAUUCGCAGCAGCAACAGAUGCCACCACCCCCGAGUGGAUAUCACGUAGGAACGACGCCAUCACCGCACCAUGAACCGUCGCCACGUCACGCUACUCCGUCGCCGCAUCAUGCGACUCCAUCGCCACAGCGGCAGUCGCCCCACGUGUCCAGCUUGCACAAUCCACAUGCCUCCCCAUCUCCUCAUCAUACACCCUCGCCGCACAACAGCUUCCAGCCACAUUCGCCGACCUAUCCACCACCACCGCCUCCGCCACCGCCACCGCAGCAACAACAGCAGCAGCAAUCGUCGACUUCGUCAAGGUCGACACCACAAUCGUACAAUCUGCCACCGGUCACCUCGCAACACUAUCAAACGAAUUACGUGGCGGCGGUUCGUGACGCGGCGAUGGGGUUGCCUUACGCACCGCCGCCACCGUCCCAGUCUUCGUACCAUUCCUUCCAGAAGAACCCACAACCGGAGUCUCAGGGGAAUAACUAUUACUCUCAGCCAAGUCGAUCUCACAAUCAGUCUUACAGUAUGCAGCAGAUGCUGGUACCACAGACUGUAUACCCUAACACUCCCGGUAACAACAAUCUAGGUAGCUACCAGCAAAAUGUCAGCAAGCCCACGACGUAUAACGGCGCGGAUGCUACGAAGAGAGGGGCGAUUGACGUUACGACGAUACCUUACGGUACGCAUCGGUCACCCACGCAGAGGAGUGGCAACACGCAUAACCUGCCACCUAUCGCCGCUCUUUCGUCUUAUCAUUCCAACAGGCGAGAACUAUUGGGAAAAUCGGCGCAAACAACAGCACGACAACGAAUACAUUCGACGAAUGCAACCAACAAAGUCCCAUCCGUCGUGAUGCCACCUUCGUCUAUAACAAUGCCUCCUCAGAGGAUUGCCGAAUAUCCAAUGACUCCGGUCUCGGCUAUAAACCAUGCGAUACCGGUGAACGGUAGAACAACCACUGUAACGAACAUGACAUACGGUUCGCGAUAUACCGGCCAACAAAGCUACCCAUCAUCGACGUAUGCCACCACAAUAGCGCCCAGUCAUCAUAGUAACAACUCCGCUAAUAGCACUACAGUAACGACUAUCAGUAGUCAUGGUGGUUCAGGUGGUACGAGGUCUUCCGUUUCAUCGAUCCACGCGUAUCAGUCUUCCGACGAGUCGGAUCGGUCAGCGGGAUCGUCGUCAUAUCAUCAGCCACCGACACGAAUAACGACUGAAGGCUAUGCCUAUAAAGAACAUCCUUAUCAGAACCCAGCGUCAUCCGGUAGUCAAGCAACUUCGGCCGUCACUAUGACAAGUUCUCCGUCGUCGAGUAACGCAGUUCGGAAGAGAGAAUCUCCUCUGGAUUUGUCCGUGAAAACAGUUAAGACAUCGGCUGAUUCUACGGCGCAGGAUGACCUUGAGACUGUCAGCACCGACAAACAUGUCAGUAGUUCAAAUCUGAGUUCAUCUAGGAAUAACAUAAACAGGCCGAUGCCACCUCCGGCUGUCGUGCAUCAAUCGGCACCGGCACAACCGUCAUACUCGUCGUCGUAUGAUAGGCCUUCGAGUAACAGUUCGAGGAAUUCCAUGCAAGUGACCUGCGUUCGGGCAUCGACGCCUCAAACGGUGUGUGCGCCCAAAGUCGACUUUCUGCCAGAUUUUACUUCGACGCCGCUACGUCAUCAAUCGCACCACGACAGUUCUCUUCGCAGAAGUACUCCGCAGCAUCCGCAGCAGCUUUACGUUCCAUCCGCCCAGCCUCUCUCAUCUCAUCAUACCAACACCUCUCCACUGCCUCAUAUGUCCACGUUCAAGAAGCGUCCACUGCCCACGUCGCCGUACGACGGUCUGACGAUACCACCGCCACCGUCGUCUUCGUCGUCAUCGACGUCUGCGUCUUCAUCAUAUCUCCAAACAAAUGAUUCUGUAUCCUCGAGGUUUUCCAAAUAUCACUCGAUGAUGGAUUCAUCUCCGCGACUUGGUCCGCCCACAUUGCCUGCACAAGAUUACCCACCCGACUCGAGUUACUAUUUAGCGGACAGUAGGGCCAAGUUCGAUCAGCAAUUUCCUCAGCGCGAGCGGUCACUCAAAAGAGCUGGAGAGGCGAUUUAUGAUAUAGGAAGUCCUAAUAAACAGACCAGAACUGCUUGGCGAGUACCGAGUACUGACAAACAAAUUGUUGAGUCGAAACUAUCGACUACAGGUGCGCAGAACGAACAGCAAAAACGGCAAGAGAUGAACUUGUCGGUUCCUCUGCCAAAUGGAGCUCUGACAACACCUGGCGAUCACAGAAUCGACAACGGUAAUUAUUCGACGCCAGAAUCCAGAUAUCAGUCUGUAUACUGUGAUAAAAGGAUCUAUCCGGAGUCCAAAAUCAUACGCGGUUCGCCGUUGUCGUACAAUCAUCCAGUCAUCUCGAAAUCCGCGAGUGUACACCCAUUACCACAACAAUUGAGCAGUGCACAACUUACCUACCCAAAUUAUCGCCAGUCAAUUCAGAAGAUGGUAUAUCCUUCGAGCGGGAUGUCCAGUGGCCAAUCGAUAGAUCAACCUAGCAAUACUGGUGCCGACAAGAGGGUGCUCAACUUGCUGAGGAACAGCUUGGAAAACAAACAACAAAGGGAUGAGCAGCUCAAUAGUCAACAACCUAUUUUGGUUAAUCAUAGUCAACAGAGCUUCCAGAAUAAGGUCGUCGCGCCAGUCGAGCCCAAGAGCAUCGGCAGGCACAAUCUGUCACCAUUCACGGCGGCGAGUUUGCUCGAGCGUAACAGCAACACACCGCCACAUUACAAGUUGCACGUUCCGCGAGCAAUAGACUCGAUCACUCAGGAAGUGCCACGUAGCAUGUAUGCCUCAAGAGUGAACGCAUCUGCCACGCUACCCGGCAAGGAAGCCUCCCUUGCGGGACCACGUGGCGCCGAGAAUCAAAUCCAUCGUGACAAGGACGACGGUCUUGCCGCUAUCUUAGCUGCGAAGAUUAGGACGAAGGCGGAACUGAAACAAGUCGGGACUGGCCAAUUUACAACGAAAGCAUCUUCCAUACCUUCUCAAGAUGUGUCAUCAACGCCGAGAGAAAUCGAUAGUGCGGCUUCGACGUCGACACCACAGUCUGGUUCGUCCGCAGGUAGCCCACCGAAAUUAACACGCGAGAAAACGGUCUGUUUGCCGCCCAGAAGACGUUUGUUUUCGAGAACCGAUGAGGAUAAUGUACCGGUAACUGUGCCUGUUGCCGUCACGGUCGCGUCCACAGUCCCAGCUAGGGCGAGCGGAUGUAAAACAUCGGUCUUUGACUUCCGGGAGAGUGACUCAGAAAGUGAAAUGCCAGUUCUCGAGCGACAAACCUUGGAGGAAAUGAGAAGAGAUAGAAGGCAGUUGUCCAAAGUCCAACCCCCGAUACCUCUCAAUGAUGCUGUAUGUAUGAAUAUGGCGUCUUCGACGGAUCUCGUGAAGAUAGAACUAAAGGAGAAUGAUAAAAUCAACGACAUGGAUCCAUUCUGGAAUAACACCUGUGAUAAGUUUAUGGAUCAAUUACGCGGGGGCGAUACCGUAAAGAAACGUGGACGUAGAAAAAAAGUGAGUGGUAUCGCAACAUCGAAACUUGAAGACAUAGUUAAUAUAUUUGAUAGCGACAAGGAAUCGGAUACCAAUGCAUCGCAUUCUCGAAUCAAGACCGAUGACAUCAGGAAGGAAAUAUCGGAUCCAUCUAAUAAGAAUAAAAAUUCGAUUUUCAAGGACGUUAGGACGGAGUCCGGGCUGAGGAAGGAAGACGAUAAACACUCAAGUGAUGAUUCAGACGAAGUACCGUUAAUUAAAAGAACAAAACAGGAAGUGAAGAAGGAAGAUAGUGAUUGUGACGAGGAAGUGAUAUGCCGAAGAAGACGAAUUCGCAGGAUCAAGCUUGAAUCUUCUAGUGGUAGCGAAUCCUCGAGCGAGGACAGUGAUGCCAGUACUGGUACCGUAUUUGGUCAUGGUUCCUCAGUUGCUGACAGACUUCGAGCUAGGAAACGAGCUAAUGUGUCUGAAGGUAUGAAGCUUCGUUCGAGAGAUACUACUCCUCAUAAGUCAAAGACAGAGAGGGAAUCCAAAUUGUCGCCUCCUAAAGGUGGAACAUCUCAAAAAGCGAAGCCGAAACCGUUGUUCGGUGACGGUAGUGAUUUUAGACCUGGUUGGGAAGAGGAGGUUUACGUUUACAAAAAAUCUCUAAGAAUGCCACCUAGAUUGAUUACAGUGUCAAAACCAUCGCGUUUUCACCGACUAUCCACGUCAUUGCCAGAUUUAGAUCCUGGUUCGCCGGCAUUGUCUGUCUCGAUGGAUAGUUCCGACGUGUGUCUCAGCCGUAAUAAGAGAGACAGUGACAUGGAAUCUAAUUACAGUUUCAGCAUUAUGGGACUUGGCAGUAAGAUUGAUGACGAAGAGGCGACUUCAUCAACAACAGUUUCUUGUCCUCCGAAGGCCAUGAUGAAACAUUUCCGAUCGGAUAACAAUUCUAUUGUCGAUGUUCUCGCGCAGAAAGUCGGAAGUGGUGGUCAGAAAGACUCAAAAAAGAAGCAGAAUCUGAAAAGUAAUAAGAGUAGUAACAUUAAUAAAAGCAAUAAUGAACCGGAACUUUUACCAACACCAGGUCUUACACCGCUUCUGUCGUCCGAAACAGCAAAGAGCUCUAAAAAUAAAAUUGCGUUGAAGAAUAAUAGAAACCCGAUUAAAGUUACCAACUCCGUCCUCCUCGGUUAUUUCCGCAAAGAGACGGUCAAUAAUUUCCGUGACGCAUUCAAAAACAAUCAUACGUUGCCCAAUGAAUUCUCCACUCUAGUAUUGAAGAGUAGAACCAGAACGGAGACGAAAGUCUUGAAGAAGGAAACCACUAUUCGUGAAGUGUUCGGCGAGGAUAGGCCUGCGUCAGCCCCGCCGAUGCAGAAUCGCGAUGACACAUCACAAGAUGACGAUUCGCAGAAUGAAACACCAGAGAAUGCAUUAGGCAAGGUACGAACAUUAAAGCAAAAAGUAGUGUCUCGUUUGAGGAACGCUGGUAUACUACGAAGUCACAAAGCUAUUGCGAAUUCGAAACGUCAUCUAUUAACUGCCGAGAGGCGAAAGGAUCUCCUCAAAUCACUUGCUGAUAAGAAACUACAGCGCAAUAAGACUGACAUAGAGCAAGAAGAGACAAACGACAUCAGAGAAGAGGAAAAUAACGAGAUUGAAGAUGACAAGAACGAUUUGGAGAUUCGCAAUAAAAAGAAGUUGAAACUUCGACCUGGCCGACGAAAAUUCCGUUCUGGAUUCGAUUACAUCCGUAAGAAGAAGAAACCAUUAAAAAAAGACGAAACAUUACCAAAGGAAAGAAAGAGACAAAAUCAAGCUAACAAACCAAGCCCGGAGUGCGUAGCCGAUAUUCAAUCUGAGAUCAGGACGUGGGUUAUCAAGAAGGGUGUCGGGGAAACCAUAUUACACCGUGCUGCCCGUCUCGGUUACACGGACGUGACUGCUUAUUGUCUGGAAAAGCUGAAUAGCGCGCCGAGUCCUAAAGACAACGCGGGAUACACACCACUUCAUGAGGCGUGCUCCAAGGGUCAUCUGGAGAUCGCAAAACUCUUACUAGCUUACGGUGCAAACGUAAGCGAGAGUGCUAAUGGUGGUAUCAGACCACUUCAUGAAGCGGCGGAGAAUGGUGCUACAGAACUUGUGCGAUUGCUGUUGUCGUAUGGUGCCGAUCCAUUGUUGGCUACUUAUUCCGGACAAACGCCUUUGAUGUUAGCUGUUGAUACUGAAGCUAAUACCAUUCUAGAACAGCACCUGGCUGAUAUUCAAGGUCGUACCACCGUGCCAUGGUCAUUCGCUGGUCCAUCUUCAAUUUUAGAUCCAGAAGAGACGGGCUACAAUCCGCUCGAUGAUGUUCCAUUGGACGAUCCUGAAUCAGAUGAACUAGAUGAUAUCGAAAUGGAAGUAAGCGACAUCAACUUGCCUGUCUUGUUCACCUUGAACAACGAAACCGACAAAUGGGUGCUGCUCCAAGAUCUCAUGGCGAUUUUAAGGAUAAAGAGUCGCGAUGCUCUUCUUCGUCAAAUUAAUCCGAAAGCACAUUCUGGGCCGCCUGCAAUUGCGCAUCGUGAGGUCAUGCGUGAGCUGAAGCUGCCAGAUUUCUUGGAACAAUCUCGUUGUUGUCACCUGUUGAGCGGCGGCGAAAGGAUUAAUGUGCGUGGUUCCAAGGUCAUUCUUAUCAAGUACAACGACAAGGUGAAGUCUCUGUUGAACGUAGAGAAAGUGCUAAUCAACCUUAGGUGACAAGAGGCUUCUCUGGGGAGAUCAUCUCCCCAGAUAUCGAAACCAUCAACUUCGAUUUCAACCAAGGAACAACAGAAAAAGGUUGAAGGCAAAGCUAUAAAACGCGAGCGGCAACAUGGAAGAAAACGACAAGAAACACGUAACAAAAAUUCUACGGACUGAGCGGUUUAUUCUUUAACC